Protopterus annectens (West African lungfish) is the source of this 896-nucleotide messenger RNA. It is a transcript of the gene VAMP5, whose product is annotated as vesicle associated membrane protein 5. Gene Ontology annotation, biological process: Golgi to plasma membrane protein transport. The coding region runs from base 196 to 531 and encodes 111 amino acids. The transcript has 3 exons. The record is from RefSeq and is a predicted model, not a curated record. Gene Ontology annotation, cellular component: plasma membrane. Lineage: Eukaryota; Metazoa; Chordata; Ceratodontiformes; Protopteridae.
AGGAGCCCGGUAGACAAGAUUGCUUUAUAACAGAAGCCAAAAGUUAGUAGCCAGGUCGUGGGCGGGACAUUGGAGUGACGGCAAAGACUUGGAGUGAGCCGAACACAGUGGUGCAGGGUGUAUUUUGAAGAAAGAAUUACCUCUGAUUUCGAUACUGUUUACUCAGUUUGGUAGCAGCAACAACACUGCUGGAAAAUGGGGGAUAUGAAGCUACAGGACAUGCACAGCGAUGUGAAGGAAGUCACCGAAUUGAUGAGAAAUAAUUAUAUUAAAGUUGAAGAGAGGGAUGGCAAGCUAAAGGAUCUGGAAGAGCGGUCGGAUGUAUUGCUGCAGAAGAGUGAUGCCUUCGUUAAGACCACCAAAACAGUGAUGACACAUCAGAACCGGCGCAACAGAAAGUUAAAUUUAAUAAUUAUUGGCAUUGUAGUUGUAAUUCUUGUGAUAGUGUUAGUGGUAAUUGUUUAUUUUACAAUUCCAGCAACUGCAACCACUACCACUACCAAUACUCAUACUACUACUGCACCCAAGUAAGGCAGCCUAUUAAUGAAAGCCUACCACAUGAAUGCAGUGACUUUUCUUCAUUUGUAGAAUGUGCUGUCAUUUCCUGCCAUAGCCGAACACAGAAGAGAGACAUUAUUUGCAGAAUAAGUCAGAUAAUUGCAGAUAAAAUUAAUCAUCUGAAGACACCAUCCAGUAUGAAGGUGGAUAACAGCCAGAAGACAAAUCUAGAUAAAUUUCAGUUGUUCUUGUUUCAUCUUUGUACCUGUGACUGACAUUUAAACUCAUUGUGAUACUGAAAUUUGAAGUGUCUUUCAGCAUGCAAACCCUUAUGCUCACUGAGCAUACAUCUUGUGCUGAGUUGUGUUUCCAGUCCCAUCAUGUGUUGUUUUACACUA